Rhagoletis zephyria (snowberry fruit fly) is the source of this 2581-nucleotide messenger RNA. It is a transcript of the gene Mnr, whose product is annotated as Membrane-bound Notch regulator. Lineage: Eukaryota; Metazoa; Arthropoda; Insecta; Diptera; Tephritidae. The record is from RefSeq and is a predicted model, not a curated record.
UAGCAGCAGAGUCAGUUGGUGGCUGUUGGGGCGCACUGUUGUUUGAUUUGGCAUUUUCAGAGCGCUCGUUGCCGUGAAACGUACUUGGCGCGGACAAUCAAAGUGAACGGUGUUUUCACAUUAAACUUUUUGCUGGGCUAAUUUGUUGAAAUCUGCGUCAGACGUAGAAGACAAAUCGCAAUAAAACUGAGGACCAGUGCUAAAAUAUAAGCAGACUUAUAAAGCAGUCAAGCAAGAUUUAAGUCAUUUUCACGGAUAUUUUUCUUGGCUGCAUCGCUGCAAAACUUCCGAGAAAUAUUCAUUCAGCAGACAUUUGCCGAAUUCCCGCAUCUCUAACGCCUAAAAGCCGGCAAUAUUGCUUUCUUGUGUGUUUCGAUAGUGUGUAAAACAAAUAUUGUUUCUUCUGAAGGCAAGGAGCAGCCAAGCGGUGUUUUUUUUUCUUAUAAAAUAUAUUGAAGCCACAGUAAUAAGUCAAAGACAGCACAAAAGCAGCAGAGCGUUAAGCGGUCGAGCAUUUGAAGAGCGGAGGCGAAACCAGCCAGCAAUAGGAAGUAAAGGACGACGACUUGGAGGAUACGUAGGCGAGCAUGUGGCCGAGUAUGGGCACCGCUGGUAGUGCUGCCAGCGCCAUAUUGCUGCUGUGCAUCUUCAGCAGUGUUAACUCCUUUUCAAAAUAUGGACGUGGCUGCAACGACAUUGGCUGUCUGCCCAGCGAGGAGUGUGUCAUCACCAGCGAUUCGUGCAGCUACACUCAGCGCGAAGGCAAGGACUGCGGCAACUAUCCGAAAUGUCAGAGGAAAUCUGGCUCCAGCUCGUCGUCGUCGGCGCCAGUUAAUCCGUCAGUGAGCACCGGCACAACGCACAACUCGUACAAUCCAAGCGCUCCGAUACCGGAUCUCAGUGAUGGCAACAAUGUCGGUGGCAGCAGCGGCGGCAACGCUGGUGGUGGUUUUGGUGGCGGUGGCUCUGGUGGUCAUAGUCUUUAUCCCACACUACCAAAUAGCCCGCCUGCGGGUGGUUACAAUCCUUAUGGCGGCUACCAACCACAACCCGGCGGAUACCAACCACCAGCUGGAGGCUACCAGCCAGGUGGCUAUCAGCCAGGUGGUUAUCAACCUGGUGGCUACCAACCUGGCGGCGGCUACAAUCCCAAUGCCGGCGGUGGUGGUUAUGUGCCAAAUGCACCCGGAUAUGGUGGUGGUAGUACGCCGCAGAAACCCAAAGACAAGGAAGGCGGUGGCUUCUUCUCCAAUUUCUUCUCUAGUCCAGCGGUGAGUCAAGCUGUAUCUGGUAUUAUUGCAGGUCAAAUCGCCAAAACCUUGCAAGGAGGCGGCAGCGGUGGUGGCGGUGGUGGAGCUGGUGGUGGCGCUGCGGGUGGCUACCAACCAAGCGGCGGCUAUGCGCCAAGCGGUGGUUAUGGCGGCGGCGGCAGCUCAGGUAGUGGCUCAUCGGGUAGCAACAUUCUCGGCGGUCUGCUGGGCAGUGUGUUGGGAGGCGGCGGCGGCGCCGCUAGCGGUGGUGGUAGUGGCAGCAGCAGUGCAAGUAACUUCCUCGGCAGUUUGCUCAGUGGUGGCGGCAGCAGUGGCGGAAGUGGUGGUGGUUCGGGUGGUAGCAGUGCCAGCAACUUUCUGGGCAGCUUGCUUAGUGGAGGCGGCAGCAACGCAAACCGGGGUGGUGGCGGUGGCGGCAGCAGUCCUAUCAGUGAAAUUUUGGGAUCUCGUAACUUCGGCGGACUUUUCAGUGAGAAUCCGUCUGCGGGCUCUUCUGGAUCAUCCUCCAGUUCGUCCGGCGCUAAAAGCUAUCCCACUCAGCCGCCAAUGAACCAGAAUUACUAUGGUUAAAUGCAAAGAGAUUUUAAUUUAAUUGACAUUUUUAUUUUAUUACAAAAAUCAAAUAUUUUAUUACACCCUUUUCCCGGACAAUAUAAUCUUACUUUUUUCUUUGUGAGACUUUGUAGUGUAGUAAGCUAAUAACGCAGUGAGCGAGAACAUUGCAAUGCCGAAGCAGUAAACUGAUUUUAGCGUCUACAAAGCAUAUUAUAAAAUAAAAUGAAAAUCAAAAUUUUUGGCAUAUUGUGAUUGCACGUACGAAAUUAUCACUUGCACACGAAAAAACUAAUAAAGUGGCGAAACUUUGUCUUUAUGGAGUUAUCUAUUAACGACAAGUAGUUAUAUACUUACAUACAUAAAUAUGUAACAAAUGCAUAAAUGGAAUAAAAACUAAAAAAUGUCAAAAGGGUAAUGUUGUUGGUAAAUGAAAUGGUUUUUUAUCGAAAGCAAUAUUUGUUUGAAAUUUGCUGAAAUUACUCGCAAAACGCAGAACAAAGCAAAACAAAGAAUGCAUACAAUAAUUUUAUCAAUCAAUUAGUUUAUAGAAAUGUAUAUAUAGAAAAAAGUAUACACGGUUUACUUUAGAGAACAAAUUAAUUUCUAAAGUUGACUAAAUAAUAAUUUUUGAUUUUAAUACAUUCGAUAUAAAAGAAAAUAUACAAAUAGAAAACAGAAAACAGAAUAACUGUGAAAUGUGUUUGGAAUAUAAAUAGCUGGAAUCAAAUAAAUAAAUAAACGAAAUUAUAUGAUAC